Messenger RNA from Physcomitrium patens, 957 nucleotides. RefSeq lists its product as uncharacterized. NCBI's taxonomy places the organism in Eukaryota, Viridiplantae, Streptophyta, Bryopsida, Funariales, Funariaceae. The record is from RefSeq and is a predicted model, not a curated record.
AGUAGAACAAAUGGUGAAAUGACUGCAACUGCAUUUGCAGGUCAACAAGAAAUCGCCCAGAUGGGAACCAGCUGGCUUUGAAAGAUGUCUCUGCCGAGGACCUGAACCUGAAAAUGACGGGCGGUAUCAUAAGUUGUGAGGGGUGGAGUCGGUGCGUUGCUAGUGGCCGUUUGUAUGGGCAGGCUGUUGCAGUGAAGUUUGCCUACUUAAACACACAACGUGCGGAGGCUCUCCUGAAGGAGGUAGUUGCCUAUCAGAAGAUGGAGAAGCUUUGGGGGGUUUUCGUCCCUCGAUUAACAGGAUAUGGAACUACAUGUACGGGUCGGGCUGUAUUUGUCGUCAUCGAAUCGAUUGAUGGCGUUGAACUUGGAGAAAUAGCAGUGACCCAGGAGGUGAAGACUCCUGCACUUGAAGCGCUCGAUGCAGUCCAUGAAUGCGGGUUACUUCAUGGAGAUAUUGAGGCACGUAAUAUCAUGGUAGUGUGGAGAAAACAGCCUCCCGUCCGCUUCCUGGAUUUUGGCUUCUCGUGUGUUACCAGGAGCAAGAAGUUACGGAAGGCAGAGCGCGUGCGCUUAGAAUACCUCUUGGCAUACAUGUGAGCUAGCGGAAAAGGAACAAGUGCUGCAUGAUAUCCUUGUAUUUAGCCCUGUUAAGUGUAGAGUAAGCACCUGUUCAAGCAAGCUUUCAUCAACCACCUCAGGAAAAGGCUCGGACGUGGCUGAAAUACGGGGGGGUUUUGUUCCACUUUUCGUGCGGUGUUCGAGUGAAAGCAUUGAGCUUCGUCUUGUGAGCACCUUAUUUCCAUCGAGUCGGAUGGCGACCGCUAUUGAUUCUGUAAUGAUAUGCUCCCUUUCAUAUCGUUUUGUGAGUAUGGGAGCAGAUUCUAUCAGAUUCCAAAACAAUAUCAAUAUUCAACAUCAAUGAAAAGAGAGGAAACUUUAGGCAAAAAUUCAUAUU